Molecule: messenger RNA, 3269 nt
Organism: Bombina bombina (fire-bellied toad)
Lineage: Eukaryota; Metazoa; Chordata; Amphibia; Anura; Bombinatoridae
Product: plectin-like
Exons: 1
Coding region: 292-2397 (701 amino acids)
Biological process (GO): cell-cell adhesion; intermediate filament cytoskeleton organization; wound healing
Cellular component (GO): intermediate filament; intercalated disc; cytoplasm
Molecular function (GO): structural molecule activity
Source: RefSeq, a predicted model, not a curated record
AUAUUUUACACCUUUUUCUAUAUAUUUUUUCUUAAAUUCAUAUAUUUCGUUCUUCUUGGCAUUUAGGGACCUUUUACUAAGUUCUCUCCGAUAAGUUUUUUACUUACCAUCUAACAUUUAUUUCCUGUGGUGGAUAUAAAUGAUGAAUCACUAGGCUUAGUUGUCUUAUUGGUGUUGUAUCAUAGAAAUUAUCUCACAAAGAGAUUUAAAAAAAAAAAAAAAACCUUUCUAGAUCCUGUCAUGACCUUGUGCAUGCCUAAGUGAACUUUAGUUAAAAAAAAACUUAUAAAAAUGACUGUAAAAAGUCGUUCAUUUGCUAGUAUCUAUGCUUUCCUUCUAUUCUAUGCUAAUCCUGAAACAGUCUCGUGCAGGAUUUUGGCUGAUGCUUUGUUUUCAUGUAGCUUGGGUGUUAGACCAAUCUUUUUUCAAUUAAAGGCACAAUCCUUAACCGUCCAUACUUAUUUUCAACAUUACUAUUUGCAGAUAGUGAAGACCAAGCAGUAUGAUGUACUUGUUGAAGUUACAACUGUAAAACAGGAAAAAGAAUUCCUGGUUAACAAUGAAGAUCAGGUGUUUGAAGAGCAUAUUAGUUUGGAUGGAUUUAGGAGAGAUUUGCCGAAGGUCAACUUUAUGUCCUCAAGUUUCCAAAACUAUGCAGGCUCUGAGAGUGGUCUCAGUGACAGUUCUUUCACUGAUGAUAGGUUCAUCUUUCAAGGUCUUCGGAAGAAUGUGUCUGCCAGACAGUUGCUUGAAGCAAAAAUUCUGGAUACAAAAACAAUGGAAAAGCUUGAAUCAGGUCGUACAUCGGUUCAAGAGGUUCAAAAAGAACUUGAUAUGUAUUUAACAAAAGCUACUGCGAUAGCCGGUUUAUAUCUUGAAUCGAGUAAAGAAAAAUUAUCUUUUAAAGUAGCUGUUAAAAAGGGAAUUAUUGACAAAAGUCUAGCUUUUGAGUUUUUAGAAGCACAGGCAGUGACAGGGUUCAUCAUUGACCCCUUCACAGGCAAAAAGUAUUCUGUUGAGGAAGCAGUUUCAAAUGGAAUUGCUGAUCCUGAGUUUAAGGAAAAACUUCUUGAAGCUGAGAAAGCUGUUUUAGGAUACAUUCAUUCUGGGAAAAAAUUGUCAGUUUUUCAGGCAAUUGAGGCUAGACUACUUGAAAGGCAAAAAGGAAAACGAAUUCUUGAAGCUCAGAUUGCCUCAGGUGGAGUUAUUGACCCAGUUAAAAGUAUAAGAAUCCCUCCAGAAAUUGCUGUUUUAAGGGGUUUGGUUAAUCACACAACUUUAAAAUUUUUGCAUGAACCUGCUAGCAAUGUAAAGGGUUUUCACUUUCCUAUCAGUAAUCAAAAUAUGUAUUACUCAGAAUUGCUGCAGUUGUGCUUGUUGGAUUUAGAUAGCAAAACAUACCUUUUACCAGUUGGUGAUAACAAAAUCACAGCUUUCUCUGCAGAAAAGGGUCAUAAAAUUAGCAUAGUAGAUCUUAGAUCUGGCAUGGAGAUGACACGUUUUGAAGCAUUUGAAAGAGGUCUCAUCGACCAAAACAUCUAUUUUGAACUUUCACAACAAGAAUGUCAAUGGGAAUGCUCAACUGCUUUUGACUCUCAUGGUAAUACUCAAACACAAUUAACAGACCGGAAAACAGGCCGGCAGUUUUUUGUUGAAGAAGCACUAAACCAAGGCAAAAUUGAAAGGUCGCAAGCCAACAAGUUUAAGGAAGGGCUUAUUACAGCUACAGAACUAGCUGAUAUAUUGGUGAGCCAAACAAAACCAGGUAAAGAUCUCAAUAGUCCUUUAGCGGGAUACUGGUUAUAUCAAACUAAUGAACGAGUGUCAGUUUUUAAAGCUAUGAAAAGAAACUUAAUUGACAGAAUAACUGUGCUCAGGUGCCUUGAAGCACAAGCCUGCACUGGUGGUAUAAUAGAUCCAGCAAGUGGGAAGAAAUAUAAGGUUACUGAGGCAUUACAAAGGGGUUUGAUUGAUGAUGUAUGUGCUAAACAAGUUAAUCAGUGUGAACUAGCUUUCACUGGUAUAAUUAAUCCUUUAACCAAGGAGGUAAUGACAACUGCAGAAGCUAUAAGCAUGAGCUUGUUAAACAAAGAAAUUGGCCAACGAUGUUUAGAAUAUCAGUUCUUAACUGGAGGAGUGAUAGAUCCAAGGUUUCAUUCCCGAUUGUCGUUAGACGAAGGAAUAAGGAAAGGCGUUAUUGAUGCUGCAAUGGCAAUGAAACUGACGGAUGAGAAGUCAUAUGUCAAAAGCCUUACUUGCCCUAAGACAAGGAGGAAGCUGUCGUAUAAAGAUGUUUUAGAUGAAUGUGUUUUUGAUUGUCAUACAGGCCUCCGACUAAUGGAAGCUCCACUGCCUCAAAAUGUUGGCAUUCCUAGUCUUUAUUUUUCGUCACAGUAAAGCAGAUGCUUGUUAUUGUGAGGAAUAUUAAAAAUAUUUAGUUUGUUACAUAACAAAGGUUUUCACAAUAGGAAGUAAUGUACAUUGACAUGAUUUGUAAGUAAAUGAGAGGUGUUGUUAAGUUGUUGAAUGGCUUUGUUAAAAAAAUGAAUACAUUUUGUUUCAUAAUCAGACUUGAAACAAUACAACAUUUUAUUGAAAUAUGUAUGGCAGUUAAUUAGUGUAUGGAACGUUGUUGGUUGUUGUUCAUGAUUUUUCAGUUUUGUUGAAAAGAUAACACUGGUUUUAUUUGCAUGACUUUUCCAAUGAUAUAUAUGUUUUUAUUUUCAGUUAUAAGCUAGGAUUUUCAUUUCUUAAAAUUUGUGAGACACAUUGUUGUUUACCCCUUUCAGAAUUAUUUUGUUCACAGAAAAUUAAAAGAGCAUGCCUUGUUACUGAAAAAGCCAUAUUCCACAAUAUUUUUUAAAACUGUGGUACAAAUAUUUUUAAUAAUGUAAAUAAAAUUAACAGUAUUGUUAUUGUCAACCAUACACAUUUGUAUAUUCUCUUCCUAUUGUAAGCAAAGUAUCUACAAUGUUGUAUAAACUAUUGUAUUCAAACAGGACAUAUGGUAUUGCUGGUUAAUAAUCAAGAAACUACAGACAGCAUAGUCUGUAAUCUUUGUGUGUUUGCACCAAGUAGUAACAUGUUGCAAUCCAUAAAAUAUAAUGCGGUUGUAAUUCUAAUAUUCUCCAAACAAAUGACCAUACAAUGGUUAGUGUUCUUAGAAAAUGUUUACGCUAUUCUUGUAUUUCAUAAUGAUGUUGAUUUAAUGUUAACAUUUUGUAUAUUCAUGUUUGCGUUUUUUAUAAUACAAUUCUUAUAACAAUGAA